AUGGCUUUUUUUAACGAAUCAAAUUCUGGUUUGGCUGACGAAUGCUCAGCUAAAAAUAACAGAAGGAACGAUAAAUCUUCCGUUGCCACUCACGCUGGAAAGAACUCAGGUGGUCUUAACUUCCGAAGAUUCUUUUUUCCUACCUGCUCGGUUUCGCUUCUCGUUGUUGCAAUUUAUAUGUUGCUACUAAAGAUAACCCCCCUGGACAGCAAGGUUAUGUCCCAAAUACAAGCAAGGAAUUUAUCCGAGUCACAUGAAAAUAGCUGUUUCAGAAAAGGAAACUCAGAUAAGAAUGGAGAUUCCUCCGAUUCUGAUUCCGAUGAUGACGUGUUAUCUGUGUUUGAUGAAAUCGAUUUAGGUGAAAAUGAAGAAGAGGAUGCUUUGGAUUUAGAUCAAACUGUAGAAGAAAAAUAUGGAGAGACGAAUGACUUACGUAAUGUUGAAGUGCCUGAGCUUAACGAUCCCGAAAUGAUAUUUACCAGUGAUGUGACUAAGGAAGAACUGGAAGAACUGAUCAAUAAUAUGGAAGAAAUUCCAUCGAAGAAUGAAAUUAUCAAAAUGUGGAAGCGUGCAUAUGCUCUUGAGGGACAAGAAUUUUACGAAAUGAUAAAUGGUUUAUUCGAAUAUUUCAAAGAGUUAAACGAAAAACAUCAAGUAGAGGCAGAAUAUGCUGGCCUUCAAUGGAGUAACGUCAUGUCCAUUUUUUGUGACAUCUUAACAGAGAAGGAGGAGUACUACACUAAUCUCUUCCUCGAUUUAGUGAUGAAAAAUAAGUUGACCAAAGAGGAAUUUGUGAAUUUCAUAAAAAAAUGUAAAAAGGAGUCUGCUGAAUUGAGAGAAAAUUUAUGCACCUUCGGGAAAAAUGAACUGAAUGAUAGAAUAAUUCCAAAAGAAUCAGAAAAUUAA
Plasmodium coatneyi is the source of this 906-nucleotide messenger RNA. RefSeq lists its product as uncharacterized. The transcript has 2 exons. Bases 1 to 906 code for a protein of 301 amino acids. Lineage: Eukaryota; Apicomplexa; Aconoidasida; Haemosporida; Plasmodiidae. The record is from RefSeq and is a predicted model, not a curated record.